Messenger RNA from Acanthopagrus latus (yellowfin seabream), 3728 nucleotides. RefSeq names its product kelch-like protein 34. NCBI's taxonomy places the organism in Eukaryota, Metazoa, Chordata, Actinopteri, Spariformes, Sparidae. The transcript has a single exon. Gene Ontology annotation, molecular function: protein binding. The coding region runs from base 315 to 2114 and encodes 599 amino acids. The record is from RefSeq and is a predicted model, not a curated record.
UGUGUGGAUGGAUGUCGGGGGGUGGUUGUUAACCUUCCUGUCGUCCUGUCACAUGCAGACAGAGCAGGACAACAACACAGAUGGACAGACCACGACUGAGGACGCACUUUACUCUUCUUCUCACUUAGUUUCCUGCUUCUGUCAUCGUCUUCUCUGACUCUACUUGUCAAACGUUCUCUUGUGCACCUUGUUCGUUUUUACUUCCUGCCUCGCUGCUGGUUCAUCGCAGCUUGCCGACAAAGCUUUUUUUUCUCUGCAGCUAAUCCUCUUUCCUUUUCUCUUCAAUCUCCUGUCUUCUCCCUCUUAUCUUUUGGAUGGAUACCUACUCGCUCCUCUACAGUUCCUCCCAGAGAACUGGACUUCUCUCUGGCUUCCAGCGGCUGCGCUCCCAGAGAAAGAUGUGUGAUGUCGUCCUCGAGGCCGGCGGCGUAUCCUUCCCGUGUCAUCGCGCCCUUUUGGCCAGCUCCAGCGAGUAUUUUUGGGCUCUGUUCGGAGAGACUACCGUGGAGAGAUCAGCAGACUCCAUUAGCCUUCCGGCGCUAACACCUGAGGGUUUAGAUGCCAUUCUGGACUUCCUGUAUUCGGGCUGGCUCAGCGUGUCACCGCAGACACUUCCUGUCGUCUUGGAGGCAGCGAGGUACUUGCAGGUGGAGCCGGCUGUGUCGAUAUGCGAGCAGUUUAUCACUGAUGGUUUGAGCGCCGAGAACUGCUGUUGCUACGCUAACCUAGCCGAGCAUCACGCCCUCGCAGACGCACUUGAAGCUGCCAAUCAAACCAUCGGCAUGGAGAUGGGGACGCUGCUACAAGAGAGCAGGGACGACCUCCUCAGGCUGAAUAUCCAGUCACUGAUGGCGGUGCUCGAUGCUGACGAGAUACCAGGUAUCAAGGAGGUGCAGCUCAUAAAGCUGGCUCUGGAUUGGCUCAAUGAGAACGGGCCCCUCCCUCUCCUGAAAUCAAAUCUUCUACUGAGUCGUCUGCGGUUCGGAUUGGUCGCCCCGUCGGACCUCGCAGAUCUCAGUCGCGCCCACAAAGCCAUGGCCACACCUCUGAUCAGAAGUCAGCUGACACGAGCGCUGGAGUACCACGAACUGGGUUCAGCUCAGCCAAUCAGACAGAGCAGACAGACCACGCUCAGGGCGUCGCCCAAUCGUGUGCUGCUCGUUGGCGGAGGAUCCAGCCCUGAUUGGCCCGAACAGCAGAUGCUGGCGUUUGAUCCUCGGAGCAGAAAGUUUUCAUCCCUGUGCUCGAGUCUCCCGCUGCGACUGAGAAAUCACUGCGUGUGCUCAGUGGGAGGUUUCCUCUUUGUGAUCGGAGGCGAACAAGUAAAAGACGGAGAGGAGGACGGGAAAAAGUCUGUCACCGUUGAAACGUCCAACCAGGUGUGGCGAUACGAUCCUCGCUUCAACUGCUGGGUGAAGGUGGAGUCCAUGCUGGAGAGGCGGGCGCAGUUCACCUGCUGCGUGGUCGAGGACGUCAUUUACGCCAUCGGGGGUCGACACGCACGAAAAGACACCAACACACAAACCUCUGUAGCUUCUGUUGAGUUUUACGACAUGGCGUCAGCAGCGUGGAGGAGAGGAGCGACGAUGCCUCACCCUCUUUACGGCCACGCUUCAACCAUGCUUGACAACAACAUCUAUGUGUCCGGAGGUCUGCCAGGAAACAUCCACGAAAGUAACCAAAGUGAAAACCAGGGUGACCGCAGACAGAGCAGCAGGGAAGUCAUAUCCUGGGAUCUGAAAGGAAGAGCGUGGGAAAAGCGAGCGUCCAUGUCCAUCGCCAGGUUCAGCCACCGCCUCGCAACCGCCCACGGACACAUCUACGCCCUGUUGGGAAUGUUCGAGCCCUUCUGCGACAUCGAACGGUACGACUCACGGGCAGACCACUGGACCCGCCUUCGACCCCUUCUCACCGGCUCCUUCAACUACGCGAUGGCGUCAAUGCCGUCUGGGAAUCUGUUGACCUUCGGAGGGAGGAGAUGGAGCGACGGGCAGGAAGUGAUAGUGAAGAGCGUGUUGGAGUACGAUACGAAACGAGAUCGCUGGAGGGAGAUCUGUCAGCUCCCCAGACCUCUCACCGGGACGGAGUGCACUCUGCUGCCUCUGCCCGACUAAAGGGCACCUAUUUUAAGAAAGUCUUGACAUGAGUGAGACAAUUUCACAAUAGAGUCUCAGAAUAGUUGAUGGCGUGACAACAUCGUGAAUUGCACCCCUCGAUUUUAACGUGUUUGUCACAUAAACAAAUGUUAAGUUUAGGAGUCUAACACUUUUGGAUUCAGCCAUGAAAGACGAAAAAGGAGGAAAACAACCAUCCCAGUAUAAAGCUUUUCCUUUUAGAAUUGUUCCUUUUAGAUGGAGCCAAGCUAGCUGUUUACCCUGUUUCCAGUCUUUAUGCUAAGCUAAGCUAAUGUGCCAGUGGUUCUAGCUGACGGAGAGAGUGGUGGAGAUCUACUCAUCUAAGUCUUGGCAAGAAAGUGAAAAAGCAAAGUGACAAAAGGUUGGAAAAUUCAUUAAGAAACUCAUCUAAACAAAACUACACAGGUUAAAAGGGUUUUUAAUUGUUUUUGUUGUAGUUUUUUUUGAGUAUUUGAUCAAAAACACCUACAGAUUGUUGAAAAGAAUGGACAAAGAAAAAGAUUUAGUCUUCAAUUUUUGGUAAAACAUUUGGCAAGCCGGUUGUUACGUGAUAACAGUAGAAUAAGCUUAAAGUCCCAUUACCACUUGUGAGAGGUGAGAUAUGUGGCGUUUUGUGAUUGAUAUGCCUGUGACCGAAUGUGGCAAAAGAGGAGAAAUCAAACAAGAGCUAAGGACGGAGAUAAAAAAAAAAAAAGGGGGGGGAUUUUUGAGAACAAGUAGAGGAGCGGUAAAGAGAUUUAGUGGGCAGAAGGUAAUUCCUGCGCAGAUUAAAUUUGGUGAAGAGGCUGAGCCAGACUGUGGAGGAGGCUAUCACACAUAAGAGGGAACAGAGAAGAGGUCGAAACAGGAGAUAAGGUGAGGAAGAUGGAGGAGGACAUCUUUCAGAACGAAAAACAAAAGAAAAGCCAAGUUUAAUAUUUCAUAGAAGUUGUAGGUAAAAGUUCGAUGCAUGUGACAUUCCUGUUGAUCGACUAGCGAUGAAUAAUUUAAGUAUUCUAAAAGAUAGAGAAACAGAAGCAACCCAAAGACACUGAGUGACCUUUUACUUGUCUUGUUUUUUCUUGUUUCAUCCAUUUUCAUCCGCGCUGACAACCAAAUGGAGAAAAUAGGUUGGAGCUGCUGCAUAGUAGAAGAAGCAUUAGCAGGAAAUCAUAUGCAUGAUUUGUGGGUAAUAGCGAGGUAACCGGCUAGGAGUUCAUUAUUCAUGGACUACUUCCAUUUAAUCCUGAAUGCGUCCUUGUGCUGUUGGCAUACACAUUAUUUAUUUAACAGGUUUGGAGCUGAUGUGGGAUUUAAAAUUAAUUGGGUGUCUCACUAUAUCCGGAAGUGAUUUCUUGUUCUGGUCUCGGGAAGAACAGAAGUUAUACGUACAGAUCAGGCACCUUCAGAUAGCUUAUAUACAAAUCAAACAGUUUCUCAGUUGACUAUUAUUGUAAAAGCACUGAUUGAUUUUUUUGCAGCAGCAGCAGUUUACAAUUAAACAUUCCGAUUGGUAUGUAUGUAUCACAAAUUUUGAACAUGAACCACUGAAAACAAUUCUGAUAAUGCAUUUAUUCAAUUGUUAUUAGAAACCAAUAAAACUAAACUGUUAAA